This is a messenger RNA of Alligator sinensis (Chinese alligator), 3446 nucleotides long. It is a transcript of the gene CAMK1D, whose product is annotated as calcium/calmodulin dependent protein kinase ID. Gene Ontology annotation, cellular component: intracellular anatomical structure. Gene Ontology annotation, molecular function: ATP binding; calcium/calmodulin-dependent protein kinase activity; calmodulin binding. Bases 13 to 1173 code for a protein of 386 amino acids. The record is from RefSeq and is a predicted model, not a curated record. Gene Ontology annotation, biological process: peptidyl-serine phosphorylation. The transcript has 11 exons. Lineage: Eukaryota; Metazoa; Chordata; Crocodylia; Alligatoridae.
AACCUGCUCAGCAUGCCAGUAGUGAUCUGGAGAAAUAAUAGGCAAUGGCAAAGAAAUAUCUGCAGAAAGGGGGGUGCAUUUUCUGAAGUCGUUUUGGCUGAAGAGAGAGCAAGUGGAAAACUAUUCGCAGUCAAGUGCAUUCCCAAGAAAGCACUGAAGGGGAAGGAAAGCAGCAUAGAGAACGAAAUUGCAGUCUUGAGAAAAAUCAAGCAUGAAAAUAUUGUUGCUUUGGAAGAUAUAUAUGAGAGUCCAAACCACUUAUAUCUGGUUAUGCAACUUGUGUCCGGGGGUGAGCUUUUUGACCGCAUAGUGGAAAAAGGAUUUUACACGGAGAAAGAUGCUAGCACUCUGAUACGGCAGGUCCUGGAUGCUGUAUACUAUCUGCACAGAAUGGGCAUCGUGCACAGAGAUCUCAAGCCGGAGAAUCUGCUUUACUACAGCCAGGAUGAAGAAUCCAAAAUCAUGAUCAGUGACUUUGGAUUGUCCAAGAUGGAGGGUAAAGGAGAUGUCAUGUCUACAGCAUGUGGCACCCCAGGAUAUGUUGCUCCUGAAGUCUUGGCCCAGAAGCCCUACAGUAAAGCAGUGGACUGUUGGUCCAUCGGGGUCAUUGCUUACAUUCUGCUCUGUGGAUAUCCUCCCUUCUAUGAUGAAAAUGACUCCAAGCUUUUUGAGCAGAUUCUCAAGGCUGAAUAUGAAUUUGACUCUCCAUAUUGGGAUGACAUCUCUGAGUCUGCUAAAGACUUUAUACGGAACUUGAUGGAGAAAGACCCUAAUAAAAGAUACACCUGUGAGCAGGCUGCCCGGCACCCAUGGAUUGCUGGUGACACCGCCCUCAGUAAAAAUAUCCAUGAGUCAGUCAGCGCUCAGAUCCGAAAGAACUUUGCAAAAAGCAAAUGGAGACAAGCGUUCAACGCCACAGCAGUCGUGAGACACAUGAGAAGGUUACAUCUCGGCAGUAGCCUGGACAGUUCAAACGCAGGUGUGUCAAACACCCUCAGCCUGACCAACCCACGAUCCGACGGAACAGCCAGGAAAGAUUUUUACCCCAGGAUGUCAGUUCCUCUUCAAAUUUCACGCUGGACCGAACUUGUAACAACCGGAUCUGUCAUGAAGAAUAAGACCCUCUUAGUCACAGAAAUGAUUUUUCAGGACCUCUGCAAAAGAAGCAGGUGAUCAGAGCGUUUGCUUUUGUUUUCUAGGAGUGAGUAACAAGGUUAAAUGAACAGCUCCAACAUUGCUCCGUGCAAACAGGGCACAGGCACUCUUAAGUGUGGUGAAAACUAUUGCUGAACUAAUGAUGACAUCAAGCUUGUCCAAUAAAUGCAUGAUACUGCGCUGCAUGUGUUGAACUGUGCUGUUUCUCCACUUCCCAGAGCUUUCCUUUAAGCCCGUUCUGACCCAGCCCCCUGGGGUUUGUAUCCAGUUCAGUUUUGAAAUGCCUGUGUUUAUCUGGAACGCGUUGUUACCUUGUGCUAAAUGCUAACGCUGGUGUUUUGUAUACAACCACUGCAAAGCCUGAGAAUGUAUGUUGUUCUCCGAUUGGAUGCCAUGCAGCUCUUAUGGGAAGACCCGCUAUUUAGAGGGACUCGCGCCUAUGCAGCAGUCUUAUGCAUGUCAAGGUAUGGGGAAAUAAAAGGGAUUCUCCCCAGAAAAGGAUUUUUAAGAAUUGCACUUGCAGUUAAACCCCUUUGCCAGGGUCUGCUCUACCCUGAGGCUAGCCAAGGCUGCAUGUUAAUAUAGCUGGUUUUUAUUUUUUUACUUAUAAGAGAACAUCAAGCCUCAAACUGGCUCAGUCUGUUCAUAUAAUUUCUCCUUUUCCUACAAACUCUUGGGAAUUUGUCUUUUUGCACAUCUGCUGCAGAACGCCCUGUAUCUUUGGAACCCAAAUGCUGUGAGCAUUUCGAGCUCUGCAAGUGGACCGAGCUAAUUGUGGGGUAUCUCAAAUGUGUGUGAUUUCCAAAGUCUCAAGGGCCAGAUCACCCCAUUGUGUUUUUUGCUUCAAUUUGCAUUUAACCUUUCAUGGUCCCUGCGAUCCCGCCAGCAUUCAUCCUCAAAAGGGUCAACCUUAUUUUUCUUACUGCACGGGAACGAUUCUUCUGUUUGAUCGUCCCCUUGAAUCACGUUAUACAUGAUUAACCUUUCUGAGACAGGAUGAUGUUCUGAGUAACUUUGGAGCAAUCCCAUUCAACUUAUUCUUCGAGGUGAGAGAACGACGUGCCUGAUGGCUCUCGGUUUCUGUAGCAUGUAUUACAGAUCUGCAAAGGGAGCCAACUGAAAGAGCUAUGAAAUUCUUUUUCAAUCAGAUGUGUUUGAUCAUUUCUUCACAGUCCACUUCCCUGCAAAGAGCAUGGAAGCCCACACCCAAGUGCGGUGUAGGAAAGGCAUAACUCCUUUCAGAGUCAUGCUUGGGACUUAGAGUUGUGCCCAAGAGCUUACCAGAACCUGACCAAGAAGGACAGAGUAGUAAGGGGUAUGGUUUACCUUCUCCAAAGCCUCAGUUCUGCAAAGCACUUGGGCAUGUCUCCUUGAAGUCAAUAGAGCUCAUGUGUUCCUAAAGUUAAACACAAUUACAUGUCGAAUCAGGGCACAAGGGAAACCGAGUCCUGCUGUCCUGUGUGUCCCCUGGGAGCCGUUGGGUGAAGUUCUCCCUUAGGAGACCUCCUAAUGGCCCCCACAUUGCCUGUGCGCACACAGUGAACACAGCCAAGCCUCACAGGCUGAAUCUUGCCUUCAGAGAGAAGCCAUGUCAGAAUUUACCAACCCGUGAUUCAUGUCCUGUUUUCGCAGCCCCGAUACCCUAAAUGCUUGAGCAGAAUAUCAAACCAGGUCAUUAGCUCCGGGAGAGAGUUAGCGUGUGACUUGUGUUUCUCUUCCAACAUGGACAGUAGCAUUCCACUAAGUGCUUGCUUCUCAUUGAGAAGCAACAUUUCAGUAAGUCUUGCUUUUUGUUAAAAAAAAAUGUGUGUGUGUAUACACACACACACACACACACACACACACAUAUAUAUUUGAUUUGGGACAAAAACACCCAGGCCACCCAGAGCCAACAAACAAGAAUGAGUCCCCAAGAAGCACAUGGCUGCAAAACAUCUCUUAAUCUUUUAUUUUUUAACAAAGAUGCAAGCAUGGUUUAUAAACAAAGAAAAAAGCUUACCGUUUUAAUCCAGGAAUGUCAGUGUGCCUAAUAUUAUAGGUCUUGUGACUGAUAUAAUUUCAUAACAACAUCCUUAUCCAAAAGAAGGGAAAUUGUGUAUCUACUCCGUGCAUGUACUAAGGCAUUGCAAAAAGUUUAAUCUGCGUAAUGAGUUUGCGAUACUGCAAAUUGUUAAUGGGGCUACAUCGCAAAUGGUUCUCUGCCUUGACAAUCAUGUAUACAUAUCAAUAUUUCUAUCAUAAUGAUAAUUUGAAGGGACAACUACUUGUUUUCCUCCAAUAAAUCCAAUUAA